Molecule: messenger RNA, 600 nt
Organism: Coniophora puteana RWD-64-598 SS2
Lineage: Eukaryota; Fungi; Basidiomycota; Agaricomycetes; Boletales; Coniophoraceae
Exons: 2
Source: RefSeq, a predicted model, not a curated record
AUGUUCCCAUCUCACAGAGACGUUGUCCGCCCUCCCGUACCUGUGCUGCCUGGUGCUGCGCACGAUCUUCUUUUGGACCCCCUCGGUGUUAGAGUCGAUGCAAAUGGUGAAGUCGUGCUGUCUAUGUGCUCGGUCUGUAAACGCGAUCUAUCUAAAAGCAAGCUCCCGCGCCUUGCAUUAGCCAACAACAAUUAUCUAGGUCCAGUGCCCGCUGAGCUACAUGAUCUUACUGUUGUUGAGGAAGCAAUGAUCGCCCUCUGCCGCCCCAAGACGUGUAUUGUUCAGUUAUCGGAUCCGCAAGAGACCGCUCCGAUUUCCCACGCCACCGCGAACCUAAGGUCGAAAAACUACAGUAUUGGACCCAUCGCGACAUGCUUGCCCGCAUCUACCGAAGACAUCACUACCAUGAUAUGUGUAUUGUUUGUAGGUUCGACACCCCCGACGGCGGAAUGGAUGCAAACGCAUGCGAAACCCUUGCUUGUUCGUCGAGAGAAGGUACGCGCCGCUUUGCAAUGGCUUAAGCGGAACAAUCAUCACUAUAGACAUAUUCAAAUCGACGAUAUUGUUAUCAAUAACCUGCCCGUGUCAGGUAUCCUUCCC